UACAUAGAGAAUGACUUCUUUGCAAGGAGCUUCUUCCUCCUCUUCGUCCCCUUCAUCUCCUUCCACUAAUCUACGUCCUUACGAUGUAUUUUUGAGUUUUAGAGGGGAAGAUACCCGUACCAAUUUUACUGCUUAUCUAUUCAAAGCUUUGUGUCAAAAUGGAAUCAACACCUUCAAAGAUGAUGAGCAGCUUAAAAGCGGGGAGGAAAUUUCACCAACGCUUCUCAAUGCCAUUAAAGAGUCGAAGAUUUCAAUUAUUAUAUUUUCUAAAAGUUAUGCAUCAUCCAAAUGGUGCUUGAACGAGCUAACGAAGAUCCUUGAGUGUAAACAAAUGAAAGGACAGCGAGUUUUACCUGUGUUUUACAGGGUAGAUCCAUCGGACGUACGGAAUCAAACCAAAAGUUUUGGAGAAGCAUUUAAUGAACUUGAAGAAAAGUUCAAAGACGAUAAAAUAAAGGUGCAAACGUGGAAGACAGCCCUAACAAAAGUAGCCGAUUUGUCGGGAGAGGUUCUGGGGAACAGGAAUGAACCUGAACUUAUUGAUGACAUCAUUAAAUGGGUGAAUUCAAUAUUAGUAAAAAAUCCAUGCUUCCAAGUUGCCAUCUAUCCGGUUGGAAUAGAGUCCCGUGUAGAAGCUGUGAAGUCGCAUUUAGAUAUAGAGAAGAAUGACAUUACAUGCAUGGUAGGCAUCUUUGGAAUUGGUGGAAUCGGUAAAACAACUAUAGCAAAAGCCAUCUACAACUCGAUUGCUUCUCAAUUUGAAGGUGGCAGUUGUUUUCUUGAAAACAUUAGAGAUAAAGCCGACCAAAAGGAUGGUUUGGUUCGUUUGCAAGAUGAACUUCUUUCUAACAUCCUAGGAGAAUCAAUUUCAAUGGUUGAGAAUAUUGAUCAAAGAAUUACUUUGAUAAAACAGAGGCUUUGCAAUUUAAGGAUAUUUCUAGUUCUUGAUGAUGUGGAUCAGCCAAACCAAUUAGAAAAACUAGCUGGAAAAGGAGAUUGGUUUGGUUUAGGAAGUAGAAUCAUCAUAACAACAAGAGAUAAACAUUUACUUACAGUACAUGGAGUUGAUUCAACAUACCAAAUGAAUAAGUUGGAUGACAACGAAGAUCUUGAACUCUUUAGUUUUCAUGCCUCCAUCAAAGAUAAAUCUAAUGAUGAUUAUGUGGAAGUCACAAAAAAUGCACUACGUUAUGCCGGUGGAUUGCCACUAGCUUUAAUAGUGGUAGGCUCGGCUCUGAAAGGUAGAGAUAUACCUUAUUGGAAAAGUAAAUUGGAUGAGUACAAAAAAAUUCCUCCCAAUGAUAUUCAAAAAAAACUUCAAAUAAGUUAUGAUGGAUUGUGUCGUAAUGCACAGGAUAUUUUCCUUCAUAUCGCUUGUUUCUUCAAAGGAGAGAAUGUAAAAUAUGUCAAAAAAAUACUAGAUAGUUGUGGUUUUUACCCGGAUAGUGGCAUCAAAGAGCUAGAGGAUAAGUGUCUCAUAACUCAAUCUUGUGGAUCAUUGAUGAUACAUGGCUUGGUGCAAGAAAUGGGUAGAGAAAUUGUUCGACAAGUUUCACCCUACAAUCCUGGCAGGCGCACUAGAUUGUGGUUUCAUGAAGAGGUUCGUGAUGUCCUAGAAGAUAAUACGGGAACAAAUAGUGUUGAGGGCAUAUUGAUAGAUUUGCCUGGAGAAGACUUGACACACUUGAGUUCCAAUGCCUUCAUGGAGAUGAAACGCCUCAGAUUGUUUAUAAGCCAUAAUGCACGCUUAUCUGAAGAGCUUAAUUUUUCCUCUAAUCAAUUAAGAUUGCUUUAUUGGCCUGAAUAUCCUGGGGAGUCUUUGCCAUCCAAUUUUUGUGGGAGGAAGCUUGCUGUUUUAAGAAUGCCUAAAAGUCUCCUCAAGGGAUUAGAGGGAGUUGAGGUACAAUUAUUGUUUUGAAUAUUACUUUGUUUAAAUGUUUUUGUAAUCUUCAU
Corylus avellana is the source of this 1953-nucleotide messenger RNA. The record is from RefSeq and is a predicted model, not a curated record. Lineage: Eukaryota; Viridiplantae; Streptophyta; Magnoliopsida; Fagales; Betulaceae.